Messenger RNA from Centropristis striata (black sea bass), 761 nucleotides. It is a transcript of the gene alg14, whose product is annotated as ALG14 UDP-N-acetylglucosaminyltransferase subunit. The record is from RefSeq and is a predicted model, not a curated record. NCBI's taxonomy places the organism in Eukaryota, Metazoa, Chordata, Actinopteri, Perciformes, Serranidae. Bases 32 to 682 code for a protein of 216 amino acids. Gene Ontology annotation, cellular component: UDP-N-acetylglucosamine transferase complex. Gene Ontology annotation, biological process: dolichol-linked oligosaccharide biosynthetic process. The transcript has 4 exons.
CCUUUGGUCCUCCAGAGCUGCCGUAGCUGUCAUGGCGCUCCUUCUGGCUGCAGUAUUCGCUGUUUUAAUUCUAUGUUUGUUGUUUAUUUUCCGGUUGUUUACCACCGUGAAGGCUGGACCGAGCUAUAAACCUGGAGCUAAAGGUCCGCUUGUUGUUCUCAUCGUUGCAGGAUCAGGUGGUCACACCACAGAGAUCCUGCGGCUGGUGGAGAGUUUGUCUGCUGCCUACUCUCCCAGACAUUAUGUCAUCGCUGACACCGACACAAUGAGCCAGGACAAGAUCUGCUGCUUUGAGAGCUCCAGACAACAAUCUGACUCUGAGUCUCAGUUCACCAUCUGUCGGAUCCCUCGGAGUCGAGAGGUUCAUCAGUCCUGGAGCUCCUCCGUCAUCAGCACCUUGGAUGCUUUACGGUUCUCUCUUCCUCUGGUGUUCAGACUCCAACCUGACAUGGUGCUGUGUAACGGCCCGGGGACCUGUGUCCCCCUGUGUGCUGCAGGACUCCUGCUUGGAGUUCUGGGAAUAAAGAAAGUCUCGAUAGUUUUUGUUGAGAGUAUUUGCCGUGUGCAGACGCUGUCGCUCACUGGGAAGAUCCUCUAUCCAGUAUCAGACUACUUCUUCGUGCAGUGGGCGUCUUUGAGAGACAAAUACCCCAAAUCCAUUUUCCUUGGAAGAAUAGUGUGAAAACAUCUGGUACACACAUGUAGAAAUAACUAUUGUAAUGUUUGCUGGGGGUGUUCAUGAAUAAAAGCUUUAUUUUCUA